Molecule: messenger RNA, 6869 nt
Organism: Biomphalaria glabrata
Lineage: Eukaryota; Metazoa; Mollusca; Gastropoda; Planorbidae
Exons: 5
Coding region: 362-3430 (1022 amino acids)
Source: RefSeq, a predicted model, not a curated record
CCAAAUUGGUAACAUUGUUCAAUAAUGAAUUAUUGUAACAACAUAAACAAUAAACUAUCAUAAAUGAUACAGUCGAUAGAUCUAGAUCUAUCAUAAUAUAUUUUCUAGACCUAGAUUUUAGAUUAUAUAUCUAGCUAGCAUUUCUGAACCAAUUCAUCAAUAGCACUGACAUUCUGCAAGGAGUAUUGCCGCAAUGCUGUGUACAAAAUGCAGUUACAAUUUCAAAGAAGCAUUUGAUUAUGGGGGAACACCUCUCUUAUGAAAAGAAAUAUGACUUCAAAGCAAGAUAACUUAGAAACAUUUGCCUGCCUUUAUAAUUUGGUGACAUUUUAAAACUAUAAAACACUCUGAAUCAAAGGAAAUGUCAUGCGAAAGUUCAGACCCCUUACUGCAUGAGACAGUCUGGUUGAAUCAGUUACAGUAUGAGAAAGCAGAAGCAGAUUUUCAAAAGCUUUCUUUGGAAGAUGUUAGAAUUGAUAUUGGUGAUUCCAAAAGAGACACAUUUAGAUAUGACAUUUCUGGUCUUAAAGAAGAAACUAUUUGGUUUAAACAGAACUUUUAUGAAAAUGAAGAAGCUAAUUAUUACAUGUACCUAGCUGGCACUUCUGUUGUUUCAUCUACAUUGAUGCCUGGCACACCUGUUAAGCGUCUUCAUAAACAGGAAGAGAAAAAACAGCCUAAAAAACAACGUCAAGACAUUGAUACUAAAGGAGAAGGUGUUGAAAAAAAACUUCAGAUGAACAUUGCAACACUAUCAAAGACAGUAAAAACUCUGCGUGAUCGUCUUGGGGACUUUCACAAAGUACAGCAACGCAAGGCUCAAGCUAUUCGUGACACUAUUGAGCGCUUAACUUCUACUCUUGAAGCUUGUCAAACUCAGUUACAAGAGGAGGUGGCUAAAGCAUCAGCACAGCUCAAUUCAUUUACCUCUGUCCUUGGGGAAAUAGAUUCCCUGAUAGAUACAACUAAUACUAUUCUAGACGAAGAGUCUUGGGAAAGCUACAAAAGUCACAAGUUGUUUUGUCAGACAUUGGCUGAGCGCGUUUCAAAUUUAAAUGGAGAAAUAGCUCAGUGUUCAGACAUCAUUCAUUGUUUUCAACCAGAUACUCCAAAAAGUGAUAUAAAUAGAAUAGUUGGAGAAAUAGCCAAACUAUCUUUAUUGAAAAAAUAUUCUGGCCUUGAUAAGUUCAUUUCUAAAAAAGAAAGUAUUGCUAAAAGUAUAAAAGAUAUGCUUGAUCCAGGUACCUUCAGGCAUGAUGAGGCUUCUUCUUCUGAAGGAAGUCUAGAAGGCAGUGGAUCCAUUUCUGACAACUCUGAAAGUGAACCAGGAGCUAAGUCUACUAUAGCUUCUAAAGUGAAAGCAUCCAAGAAGCUGAAAGAGAACAAAGUACGCAAUGGCAAAGAUAAUCGUAAUAAUAGUUCACAUUCAGCUAACAAGUCACUAGCUAGUUAUCAAAGUAAUAGAGGGAAAACGGAACUAAGUUUUGCUCAGAAUGUAUCUGCUGCUACUUCAAAGAAAAGAAAUGCUCAAGGAACACAAAAUGCUGCACAGAAAAAGCAAGAACCCUUCAAAUUUAAAGGAGUUUCUCCUACUUCUAAAAAUCCUUUUAUGCACCAGCCUGGACUACUUGGCCCAAGACCUAAUCUCAUGCAACAAGCCCCUAACCAUCCAACUUCAUUUAGGUUUUCCAAUUUAAACACAUUGGCCCAGCAACAACAACGGCAUUCCCUUCAAAAUUUCGGUGCAUUUCGAAAUCCAGUUUCAACAGGAAAUCAAUCAGUUUUUGGAAACCUUAAUUUCAACUUUGCAAGUCAGCAUUGUGGUACUAACAGCAAGGUAUUGCACAAUCCACCAAUAAAUUUCAAUAGUUCUCGAGGACAAGUGAGCUCUGUCCCAAAUAUGGGUGGAAGUACAAGACAAUCAAAGAUGUUUCAACAAAACCAUACCCAGAAUAAGAACAUGAAAGGGACUGAACAGUUUGGAGCUCAGUCUAAAAAUGCUGGAUUUUCCUAUCCAUUCCAAAGAGCCUCAAUAGGAUCAGGAUUAUUGCAAAAUGCACAGGGCAAUUUAUUAAAUACCUUUACAGGAUUACCUCAAGGAAAUAUGGAGCAGCAGUUGAAUGAAAUGUCUCAAAAGAUUCAGCAAAUGCAGCUUUCUGCUAGCCAAAAUUUUCAACUUCAGCGACUAAUGCAAGAGACUGAAAGAUUAAAACAAAUGGUUGCUCAGAAACAACAUCAGCAGCAAGAUAUGUUUCAACAUCAGUUUCAGGGACUCAUCAAUGCUUUCAUGCAACAGCAACAGCAGCAAUUGACCCAAGGCCCACAAUCUAAGAUGGCAAAAUCUGUGAUGUUUCAAAAUUCCCAAAGACAGCGUCUUAUUCAAAACCGACAGCAUCAGCUUCAACAGCAAAAAAAAUACAAACAGCAGCAAAAUAAAGUGCAGUUGAACAACCCAUUGAAAAAAUUGAAACCUGACAUUUCUAAAAGCUCAGAACCUUACAGAAGUGGUGCUGUAUCUGGGGACUAUAAGUCCAAUAUCACUUCAUGUAUGCGUAAGAAAUUACCAAGACCUGACUCUCUAAUCACAAGGCUAGGUACUUUUGACCCACAAGUCCCUGGAGAUAAGCACAGGGCAGGCAUCAGUUCCAUGGUUGUAUUGGAUGAAUUAGGCUGCAUUGUCCUUACUGACAUCAUCAACAGUUGUUUGAAGAUGUAUGAGGUCACAAGAACACAUGUGCCCUCUAGUGAGUACUCACACAGCUUUGUCACCAGACUGGAGCUCCCAAGGCCAUUCUACAUGAGUAGGUUGAAGGAAGACAUACUAGUCAUUAGUAGAGAAGGCAAGAAGCUAAGCUUGGUUAAGGUAUCCAAGAAGAGAUUAGAGUUUCUCCGGGAUGUUAUCACUGAUGUCCAGUACUAUGGUGUGACCUCUAUCAGGGAUAAUCUCCUUGCUUGUGCUGCUUACACAGACAACAGAAUUGACCUGGUGAAGAUCCUGGAUACUUCUGUUCAUGUUUCCAGUCUUACAGAACGUAGGAGAGGACCAGAACUUGUCUGCAGUAUUUCCCUUACUGGGUCCAUUCUGUACCUUGAGCGAGAGUCUGACAUUGCUGUGAGAUUGUUCUGCAUCUCUCAGAAAAGUGUAGAGGAGUUUGUUGUUGAUUUAAACUCUAGAGCAUCUGAUGUUUGGAAUUUUACAUCCAUUGAAGAUGUAAUCAUCUGUAGCAACAAGCAGAGUAAUGAACUUAAACUUUUUUCAAUUACUGGCAACUUUUUGAGUGAUCUUAAGUUUCCUGCAGGCUUGAUUAAUCAUCCUUUUGCAAUGGCUUUUUGCCGCAAUGGAACACUUUACAUAGCCAAUGAUGGAGACUGGGAUAGUGAAUAUGGGCAUUUCAUAACUACAGAAAUUAAUCUGUUUGAGUUUUCAUAAAUAAGGAUUCUUGUGUUGCAAAAUAUUUUGUAUUGAAUGUGAUUAUUUUGUGUAGUAAUAAAAUAAUAUUUACCAAUGAACUUCAUUAAUUGCUAUUUUUUACAAUUGUAUUAAUUUUGAAUGAUUAAAAGAAAAGUAUUUAAAACAAUCAAGCAUUGAGUAAAAGGUAUUGCUGAAAAAUAGACAAAAUAGUUGUGAACACAAUAAUUGUGUUCUUUAUAAACUUAGUACCUAAAUAUUUUUUGCACCUAAAAACAUGCUAUAUAUGUAUAUUACGAUUAUUAAGGGAAAAUGAGGUAUUUGAUCUUGACAUUUGUUGUUGUUAAGUUUUAAACCUUUCAAAUAAUUAUUUGUUUUACACACUAUAACAAUAGUGUUUUUUAGUUAACUAUAAAAGAAAUACAUAACUGAUAUAGUGAAAUUAAAUAUACUUUAAAUAUAUAUUUUAUUAUUAUUAAAGACCAGAUAAGCUAGAUUUUCUUAUUUUAUACAGUAUAGGUUUACAAAAUAACAUAGAUACUACAAAAGUCUUUUAAUCCUGUUGCAUUUUUGAUACUGGCUAAAAACACAAUAAACAAGAAAGCUAAUAAAAUCAUAAUUAAUUAAAAAAUAAUCCAUUCUAUUUAAAUCUAGAUUUACUUAAUUCAUUUUCUUCUACUAUGGACCAAAGAAAAUUGCAUAUAGUUUUUAUAAUCAAGAGAUGUGAUGUAUUGAACAUUUAGGUACAUGGUGACCAACCUAGUGAUCAAAUAUAAAAUAAUCUAGCUAGUUGAAACUUUAGUUUGUAGUGGCUGAAUCCAAAAUGUACUGCAACCAAUUAAUGAUUACAUUUGUUAUCAGACUUGUAGUGCAUUGUAUUUGUACUAGUGGGUUGGAUAACUAUAUAUUUUUAACCUAGCCCAGAGGGACCACUAAUAGAAAAAGAAAUUAAUCCAAAGAUUGGGUUUGACAUAAUCCUUGUUGUAUCUAUGUUGUAUUGUAGAACUUUAGGUGACCAACAAUUUUAUUUAUUUUAUUUUUUUUACUUUUUAAGCAAAAUGAAUUUAAUAUACACUUGUCUUUGGCUUUCUGUUGAGAAGCUCAUUGUUGUUUGUAUUUGGAUGUACUGCCGUUAUGAUUUCUUUUUUUUUAUUUUUACACCAAACUUUAUAGCAUUUAAUAAUUGUCAAGCAUUUCAUCAAAUUCCCAGUUGAUUUUCACUUUGAUCUGAAUGGUUCAUUUCACUUUACAUCCCUUUCUGCUUUUUUUUCUGUUCCAGCAAUUGUCAUAUUACUUUUCAUUUUUCUUGAAGGAUAUGUUGGCCAGAGUUUGUCAGUUGGGAUACAUUUAUAAUGCAAUAGGAAUAAGCUUUAAUGACAGCAUAGACAUUUAGAGUAUUAUGGAAUAGGUUCUUGGCUAUAGGAAACCAAUAGUUAUUCCUAUCAACAUGGCUCUAGGAAACCUUUAGUUAUUGCUAUCAACUUGGCCAAAGAUGCAUCGAGUUACCUAAUUGAAAACCCAAUCUAACUCUUUCUUUCCUAAUUGACGAUACCAGCGUUGAUUUAACCUAAUUAAAUUAACUUAAUGUUUAAUUUUAUCAACUUUAAUUUGCGUUAUAUAAAAAGAGCAUGCAUUCCCCUUUAAUUCUCUAUCAAAUAAAACAUUUUCUAAUAAAAAACAACAAAACUAUUGAAGCUGAAUCAUAACAGGGGGGUGAAAUAGUAAUGAGUAAAAUGAAGAAUCCUGUCGAAACCUGGACAAAUAAUUAUGGAGAGAAAGAGUUAAAAUCAGGGUGGUGUCUUGAUUCUAGGUUGCUCUUCAGUCCACCCAUCUCUUGUAUUUAGUGAGAAAAAUAAAGAGACUUGGGUCCCAUAGAAGUUUGGCUAAUUUUUUAGCAAAGAAACAGCUAAAUUUGAAGAAAAGCUUAUUUCAACUGCCUCAUUAUACCUCUAAUAGAUUUUACAAACACUUGUAUAAAUAUACACAUUAAAUCCCCUCGAAGCACUAGGUGUUGAAUAUUGUUAACUUUAUUUCACAUGGCCCUGUAUCAAUAUUGUUAACUUCAUUUCACAUGGCCCUGUAUCAAUAUUGUUAACUUUAUUUCACAUGGUCCUGUAUCAAUAUUGUUAACUUUAUUUCACAUGGUCCUGUAUCAAUAUUGUUAACUUUAUUUCACAUGGUCCUGUAUCAAUAUUGUUAACUUCAUUUCACAUGGCCCUGUAUCAAUAUUGUUAACUUUAUUUCACAUGGUCCUGUAUCAAUAUUGUUAACUUCAUUUCACAUGGCCCUGUAUCAAUAUUGUUAACUUUAUUUCACAUGGUCCUGUAUCAAUAUUGUUAACUUUAUUUCACAUGGCCCUGUAUCAAUAUUGUUAACUUUAUUUCACAUGGCCCUGUAUCAAUAUUGUUAACUUUAUUUCACAUGGCUCUGUAUCAAUAUUGUUAACUUCAUUUCACAUGGCACUGUAUCAAUAUUGUUUAUUUCAUUUCACAUGGUCCUGUAUCAAUAUUGUUAACUUCAUUUCACAUGGCCCUGUAUCAAUAUUGUUAACUUUAUUUCACAUGGUCCUGUAUCAAUAUUGUUAACUUUAUUUCACUUGGCCCUGUAUCAAUAUUGUUAACUUUAUUUCACAUGGCCCUGUAUCAAUAUUGUUAACUUUAUUUCACAUGGCCCUGUAUCAAUAUUGUUAACUUCAUUUCACAUGGCACUGUAUCAAUAUUGUUUAUUUCAUUUCACAUGGUCCAUGGACCUCCUAAAACUGGUGGAAACAAGUUCUAAUUUGUUGAACAAAUGGAAUAUGGCCAUAUGUAAAAAUAGACACUGUUAGAUCAUUUCAUAUACAAGUGUCAAUAGUAAUAUAAAUAUAUUGACACUUGACCAUUUUGUCCAUGUCAUUGUACUUGUUCCUAUUUUACUGUAAGAAUAUUCAUUUUAAUAUUCAUCUUCAUAGUACUGUUUUGUUUUUGUUAAAUUCUAAGUAGUGCUAAUAAAUUUGUUUCUGCUUUGCUCACUUUUAAAAAAAACAUUUUCUUUUUUCUCCAGCUGUAGUCUAGCUAACUCCAUUUUCUUGUUUACUUCUAGUGUAACUUUUUAAGGCUUCACUUAAUACAGUUGUAAUAAUUUGUAAUGAAAUAACAGAAGAUUUUAUAGUUAGGACCUUAGUUAAUGUAACACAUUAUUUUAGAAUGAAGUUUGUCAAAAUCAGACGUUUUUUUAGAAUUUAAUCAUAUGAAAGUGCAACAUUUUAUUUUCAAUUGUAGCUCCCUGUAAUAAAUGUAACACAUUAUUUUAGAUUGAGCCUGUAUGUCAAGGUAAUGCAUUGUUUUAAAAUGUGGCUUUAUUUCAAUGUCCUACAUCCUUUAUAUUGCCACCUUAGUAAUAAAAUAAAGAGUAUUAAUGAAAUGGUUUGUAAACAAGUAGAAAUGUUUGUUUCUUUUUAGUUAAUAUAAGAAAGGGGGGG